Fopius arisanus is the source of this 721-nucleotide messenger RNA. Its product is annotated as copper chaperone for superoxide dismutase-like. NCBI's taxonomy places the organism in Eukaryota, Metazoa, Arthropoda, Insecta, Hymenoptera, Braconidae. The record is from RefSeq and is a predicted model, not a curated record. Gene Ontology annotation, molecular function: metal ion binding. The coding region runs from base 335 to 583 and encodes 82 amino acids. The transcript has 4 exons. Gene Ontology annotation, biological process: superoxide metabolic process.
UAUUUUUAAUAACUGUUAAUUCGUUGAAACACAAAUAAUGAGCAGUCGGAGGCUUUGAAAUCAGCUCGUCAAAAGUUUCAGUCAGUGGAAUCUGAGGCAUCGAAGAGCUCAGAGUUAUUAAAAGGGAAGCUGGAGGGAUUGAAGGAGAAGGUACAGGGAGUCAUCGACGAAGCAGGAAAAACGGAGCUGGAUAAAAAAGCUGGGUAAUUGGAUUAUAUCACAGACCGCAGAAGUCGUUAGGAAAGAAUUAGACAAUCAUGGGAUUCAAGGACGAGUCUAUGUACUAUUGACUAAAUUGAGAAAACGAGAAGAGAUAUUAGAGAGUGAAGAGAAAAUGGUUGAGGCUAACACAGAGCCGACCGGUGUUCUGGACAAGGGGAAUAGUUCAACAUUAAAAUUUGAUGGAAAUAGUGGCCAGAAACUAGCGUGUGGAAUUAUCGCGAGAUCAUCAGGAGUCUUCGAAAAUACGAAAAGAAUUUGUGCCUGCGAUGGGACGACCCAGUGGGAUGAGCGAGAUGAGUCUAAACAAAAAGGUUCAUUCAAAAAUACUUUCAUAUAUCCAGUGUGUGGUAAUAAUCUUUAAAUUCGACCCAGAGUGGAUAGUGCACUUUUUGAAAACUACUAUAAAUUUAUUUCUGUAUGCAGGUCAUGUAAAAGUCAUAUCAUUCCAUAAUAUUCCUGAUGAAACAUUUUUAUAUUUCAGUUUUUACUUAUGAGGAGG